AUGUCAACAUUACCACAUGGCCACAUGUAUUUUGGUUUAUGUUGUUUUCAAGUUCUAAGUCAACUGGUUGUAUUGAAGUGUGCAACUUAUCGGAAGUUUCUCGAUGUUCAAGUUAUGCAUUGAGAGCCGCAACAUGCGUUUCUUUGAGUGUUGAAGGCUAUUAAUAUAUUUGCCGAUACACACCGCUUUGCUAUCGCGCUCUUGGUCACAAAACAAGGUGUUUGUCGAUCUGCUAUUCGUGAAAGAAAGAAGUGCUGUAGUCUCGGCUAAUGGCGAAGGAAACUAAGGCUUAUAUAAUCAGUAUAUGUUGAGCAGUGAAGAUGAUGGACCUUGGACCUGGGUCAGGCAACACUAUGUUGUCUGGGUUACGACUAAACUUUGAAGGAUUUGAUGAUGAUGUCUCAAAGGAGAGCCACGACCUUACAGUGGAUGCGUCUUUCUCCAAUCCUGAUAGUUCAUUCAUCACUUCACAUAGUCAAGGACUUGGUGAUUUAGCUCAAGUCACACAAAUAACAAGUACAGAAGCUGAUGGAGCUGCUCCUCUCGAGGGUGUGAAGAAGAAAGGAGGAUGGCCAAAAGGGAAGAAGAGGAAGCGAGUGAGGGAUACAAAUGCACCCAAGCCACCUCUGACAGGAUAUGUCCGGUUCCUGAAUGAGAGGCGUGAGACAUUAAGAAAGGAGAACCCUAGUACGGCUUUUACUGACCUGUUAAGACUACUGGGCGCGGAAUGGUCUAAACUUCCUCAACACGAUAAACAAAGGUACCUAGAUGAGGCAGAAAAGGAUAAAGAGCGUUACAUGAAAGAGAUGGAGAGCUACCAAAAAACGGAGGCAUACAAAUUAUUCCGUGAGAAGAAGAUGAAAGAAUCAUCUGGGUUCAACAGUUCUACAUUAGAUACUCUACAUGGCGACGAGGAAAACACAGGCACUUUUGAUAUUCCUGUCUUCACAGAGGAGUUCCUUGACCAUAACAAAGCAAGGGAAUCAGAGCUCAGACAGUUGAGGAAACAGACAACUGAAUUAGAGGAGCAGAAUGCCAUUCUCAGCAAACAUAUAGAAAAUAUGAAACAGGCUAUAGAAAAGCUGGAAGUGGAGUCUGUGCAGCAGCGUAGCUCUAACAUGGCACUACAGGGUCAUCUGGAUGGAUUGAGAGCCUCUCUAACCUCACACUUCUCCAGUACUCCUCUCCCAGGUACUGGUGAACUUCCCACUAUAGAUACCAUUGAUGCGUACAUGGCUAAACUACACAGCCUCAUUCUGGAGUCUCCUCAGGAUCACGAAUCACUCAUUGCAACUGUACGUGAUAUACUAGGACGACUUAAUGUUGAAGGAGAUAAAUUAUGAAGACACAAAGUUGGAUUUCACCAGUGUUGUCAUUUUAAUGACACAGAAGUACACACAAGGACAUCACCAGUGUUGGUAUAAUUAUAUAUACAGACAAGGACAUCACCAGUGUUGGUAUAAUUAUAUAUACAGACAAGGACAUCACCAGUGUUGGUAUAAUUAUAUAUACAGACAAGGACAUCACCAGUGUUGUCAUUUUAAUGACACAGAAGUACACACAAGGACAUCACCAGUGUUGUUAUAAUGAUAUAGUACACACAAUGACAUCACCAGUGUUGUUAUAAUGAUAUAUACAGACAAGGACAUCACCAGUGUUGUUAUAAUGAUAUCUACAGACAAGGACAUCACCAGUGUUGUUAUAAUGAUAUAUUACACACAAGGACAUCACCAGUGUUGUUAUAAUGAUAUAUACAGACAAGGACAUCACCAGUGUUGUUAUAAUGAUAUCUACAGACAAGGACAUCACCAGUGUUGUUAUAAUGAUAUAUAUACACACAAGGACCUCACCAGUGUUCUUAUAAUGAUAUAGUACAGACAAGGACAUCACCAGUGUUGUUAUAAUGAUAUAGUUCAGACAAUGACAUCACCAGUGUUGUUAUAAUGAUAUAGUUCAGACAAUGACAUCACCAGUGUUGUUAUAAUGAUAUAGUACAGACAAUGACAUCACCAGUGUUGUUAUAAUGAUAUAGUUCAGACAAGGACAUCACCAGUGUUGUUAUAAUGAUAUAGUUCAGACAAUGACAUCACCAGUGUUGUUAUAAUGAUAUAGUUCAGACAAGGACAUCACCAGUGUUGUUAUAAUG
Molecule: messenger RNA, 2146 nt
Organism: Ylistrum balloti
Lineage: Eukaryota; Metazoa; Mollusca; Bivalvia; Pectinida; Pectinidae
Product: high mobility group protein 20A-like
Exons: 11
Coding region: 321-1343 (340 amino acids)
Biological process (GO): regulation of gene expression
Cellular component (GO): nucleus
Source: RefSeq, a predicted model, not a curated record